Musa acuminata AAA Group (dessert banana) is the source of this 5346-nucleotide messenger RNA. Its product is annotated as DEAD-box ATP-dependent RNA helicase 21-like. The record is from RefSeq and is a predicted model, not a curated record. NCBI's taxonomy places the organism in Eukaryota, Viridiplantae, Streptophyta, Magnoliopsida, Zingiberales, Musaceae. The coding region runs from base 165 to 1256 and encodes 363 amino acids. The transcript has 6 exons.
UACUGCAAAUGGAUGUUGACCGUCCAUUAUGGCCGCCAACCUUGGAUCUACUAAAGGACGAAACCGGGUAUUAAGCUUCAAAUUAUCCCGAACGGUGCUUAUUAGACGCGAUGUCUAUCGGAUUUGUUGGUUCUCUUGAUUCUUUAUCGGUUGUAUUAUGACCCAUGUCUGGCUCGAAUCCGAACAGAUUAAGCACCGGUAUAUGCCCACGCGGGCUGUUGCGUGAGGUAAUACGUACUCUACGGAUUGUAACGGUCGUGCGCGAUCUGAUCUCGGAAAUUCUUCAGGCACGAAAGAUCGAGCGAACCAAAACAUCUGUAGAAUCUCCCAGAAACUCUCUUUCCCCUCCUGCGACGAGCCAAGCGAUCGAAUCGAAGUCGAAACCCCACCUUCUCCUCCUCCUCGCCGGCAUCGACGACAGCAAUGAAGCGCUCCGCCGACGACCGCGACCUUCGGAAGCUGCCAUCGGCCGCAGACGCCAAGCCCGUCUUCAUGGCCGAGCGCCAGCGCCGCGAGGAGAUCGUCGCCGAGCACCGCCGAGCUGCCCUCGAUCUCCUCCGCAGCCCUCCGACUCCAGCCACCGACGCGACCACGACCGGGACUGUGAUCGUCGCGUCCGAAACCGUGAGCGCGAGCGGGAUAAGGAGCUCGGCACCAUCAGGGAGCAAUACUUGGGGUCCAAGAAGCCCAAGAAGCAGCGGGUGAUUAAGCCUAGCGAAAAGUUCCGUUUCUCAUUCGAAUGGGAGAACACUGAAGCCACCUUCCGCGACAUUAACGCCUUAUACCAGAAUCCCCACGAGGCGCGGGUCCUCUCCGGCCGUGGUUUUAUCGCCGGCAGCGACCAGCGCGAGCAGAAGAAGCCGGCCGCUCUUCACGAAAAGGAGACACGGGAGGAGAUCCGCCGCAAGGAGGGUGUGGAGGAGCGGCCGGAGGAGGCCGCUGCUGACCUAUAUGAUAUCUUCGAUAUGCGUGUCGAACGUCAUUGGUCUGAGAAGAAGAUUGAGGAAAUGACUAAGCGGGACUGGCGCGUCUUCAUGAUCCUCAGUGGCGCCUUUAACGUAGCACCGGAGGGGGGUGUUCCAGAGGAAGACGCGGGGCUUGUGCAUAUCGUCGAACAGGCUGCGGGCGUAGGCCACGUGUCCGGAAGACAUCAGAGAAAGCAGGAUCCGGGUGAGGAGGCUGUUCUUGCGGGCGAGGCCGGUGGCGAGGAGAAGGGCGUGGCUCUGUUUGAGGUGGGCGGGGUAGGAGUGGGAUAAUAUGAGUGCCGCGAAGCCGGCUUUGGUUGUCGGGGUGGGGGAAGGCUGUGUGCCAGCGACGAGGAGGGCGCUGCGUCGGGUCGGAGCGAUCGUGGGCGGUCCCACCCACCGCCAUAUGGAUCUCGCUGGUACGUCCGACAGCGAAUCACUUUUCGACACGUUUUUGGAAAAAAACAUAGAGCCAAAAAAGAAGGAAAAUUCUUUGAAUAGGCUGCGAGUCUUUUAAGAGAGGAGCGGAAACCAACCGACGGGGACGCAGAGAAGCCGGUGUCCGCUUCUUCAUCCUCCUCCAGCUUCAUGGUUUGUGUUGGUUCUUCUCAGGUCGGGCGUCGCCGGUAUCUUUCCGACACAUCCCGAUGGCUUCUGCGGCGGGUCGUCAAGCCGGAUCUUGAUCGAUUCGGGCUCCUUCCUCUGCCUCGCCUUCAUCCUCGCCGGUUGUAAGCCUAAACCCUUAUUUUCUUGAUCGCGAUGGCCCAUUCUUUUAUCUUGUUCCAUUGUUACAUCACAUGUUUGCCGCUUUCUUCGUCUUGGAGCUUGUAAUCGGAUGAUCAUAUCCGAUGAUAGCGCAGUCAUUUGGGUCGGUUAGUAACGCAGAAUUGUUGGUAGUCGUGCUGACGGGUUCGAUGUUAUAGCAAAAGCGCAGGGUUAAGGAAUGUAGUCGUGCAAUGUUGGGAUUAGCUUAUGUUUGUUGCCCUAUCUACAAAUCAGUAAGUCUGGUUUGUUGGCAAUUAGAUGGCUAGAUAAGUUGUUGAUAGAUAAUACAUUGCUUCGAAGCCCAAUGGAGAGGUAUCUGUUGACAAGUGCCAAAACUAAUUAAUUUUUUAUUUUAAAAAUAUUGAACCAUUUCUAGAUUUGAGCCAUGCUAAUUUUCUUUGGAUCGUUUCAAUUUUAUCAUUGUACCUAAAGUUCUAUAAUAAUUUUGAGAUGUUUUCUUUACAGUUUGUCGGUAUAAACCCUACUAGAAAUAUUUCUUUCGGGCACAACUGCUGGUCACGUUAACUGAUAUCAUUGGCAUCAUGUGAAAGGUUUAGAGAAGAACCAAACUGGAGUUUACUUUCUCCUAUAUGAUACUUGGCAGGGUUGGAACACCUUUAGAUUUGUAUGCCGAGUGGGCUCUAUUUGACUUGUGACUAUGUAGCUAGACAAUAGUUAAGAUUGCUCAACUGUAACUUGUAAAAGCCAUGCCAGAAAUAGAAGUAGAACAAUGAAUAUAGCAUUUUUUAAUCUCGAAAAACGUCUCUUCUACUUAUUUUCCCACAGAAUUGGAGAAAUUAUCUUUCGAUGGAUGGUUUUUUUUUUGCUUUGCUGUAGGAGAGGGGGGUCGAGCGGUCAUUGAGUAAGGUACUCAUUUGGAAAACCUUAACAUUUAAACUUGGCGAACAUGGAUACAACUAAAAUCAGUUGAACUUGGCAUUAACUUGGUUGGGUUGGGUCAAGAGCUAGCACCACUUGCCAAUAUGUUGACACAAGGCUAAUUAGCUUGAUGUUGGACAGGAUGAGCACCGUCGGGACCAAAUAGCAGACCUGUAUCUUGAUAUGUCUAAAAACUUCAGAACUUUGGGCUUCAGACUCUUAUUGUUCUUACAUUCAAGGAAAACUAACUAGUGUUCACCCAGAAAGGAGCCUAUGGUAAUAGGUCUAAGUUGUCAUGUGUGCCAAGGCUUGCACUUGGCAUUAACUUGGUUGGGUUGGGUCAAGAGCUAGCACCACUUGCCAAUAUGUUGACACAAGGCUAAUUAGCUUGAUGUUGGACAGGAUGAGCACCGUCGGGACCAAAUAGCAGACCUGUAUCUUGAUAUGUCUAAAAUCUUCAGAACUUUGGGCUUCAGACUCUUCUUGUUCUUACAUUCAAGGAAAACUAACAAGUGUUCACCCAGAAAGGAGCCUAUGGUAAUAGGUCUAAGUUGUCAUGUGUACCAAGGCUUGCAAGCCUAGAAUAAUAGGUCUAAGUUGUUGUGAAUGUACCAGCCUACCAGCGUGCAGAAAGCUGGACGUCUUCCAGCACACUGCCUGUGCCAUCUGGUACAUCCAAUAUAGUACAUAUACUGCUUGGUACAGGCCCAGUACCAAGUGGUUUCUUCUUUUCUUUUCAGUUUUUCUAAGAAUUUUUUUGAGACUAGAUAUGUUCCAAUAUAUCGACACUUGAUACAUUGAUAAUCAAUCCACGCCUUGACCGAUACACUACUGCCAUACAUAAUUGUGACUCUUGGUGUGUACCUGCAAAUUUAUCCUCUUGAUUCCAGACCUCUUAUUUGAACAAUGCUUAUUUAAGAAUGGUUGAUUGCGAAACCAUGCUUCUUAGUGAGAUAUGUCAUAUCUUAAGAUCUACCAUUCUCUUGCCUUCCUAGGUGCUUGGAAUAAGUUAUAUAGGACUUGGUUCAUUUAGUUGUUCCUUAGUUCCGGCAGUUAUAGAAAUGCAUCAAACAACUUGCACUGAAGUUUGCUUUUCCUAGAUAACUCUUGUUGAUUCUUCUUUAGCUGCACGUGACAUCUGUUGGUCGCCUGAUGGCUUUUGAGAUUUGUUUAGAUGGUUUGCAGAACUGUUGGUCGGCUACAGGAAACCGAAUGGUAAAUGGUAUCAGCUAACUUGAGAUUUGGUAUCCUUGCAAACAAAUAUAGUGUCAAUUUGGUCAAUUUAUUGUGCUACUAAUUAUGUCAAGGAUACUAAAAAAAUGUCCCUUUGUCAAUCAGCUAGGAUGAUGGUAUCAGUUAUAUUGACACAAAAAAGAUCAUAUGAGUGAUCAGUGUUUUUUUUUUAUAAUUGAAACAUGGUGACAAACUCUCAAGUUGCUGGAUCCUAGAUUAUUGCAAGUUCAUUUGGAAUUAAUUUUGGUUGGUGUGAUUUCCUCCAAGUAAUAGAAAAUUUGUAUAACCUGCAGUAGCUACGUUUGUUAACAUGACUCUUCAGUAUUGCAUAAUACCAAAAAAGUUGUGUUUAAUCUGUUAGCGGGGCUUUGCGUGAUCACUUGUUGCCGUCAGAAUUUUCCUGUACUUGAAGACCUGCCGCAUGGUGGAAUUUGAUUAGAACGAUUGGUUUGAUGGUGACAUGUUAGGUGGCUUAGUGCAGCAAUGCUGUCGAGUACAGUGGUUUAAGGCUGCAAUGUCAAUCACUUCUGAUAAGAGAAGGCGUUUGCCGUGGGACAGGGUAGCUUUCAUAGGAAGGAGAAAGAAGAGAAUAUUUCUUUCCUACACGAGCAGGUUGGUGUGAUGUGGGCUACUCGGACUCCAUGAGCUCUCCAGGAACAGAUUGUGAACAAGAGGUUUCCGAUUAGCUCAACAUUAUGCCAUUCUUCUAAAUAAAGUGAUCGUGGAAGGGACAGCUCGCCCGAUGUGUUAGACCCCAAAAUAGUGGUCCACUUGGUGUUCUAAAUGCCCUCAUCGAAGUCAGGGAAUGAAAUUUCCUUUUUUUCGAUGGGUUGAUUCUACACAAGUGGCCCGGAUUCAUUCAUCUGAAACAUCUCAGUAGCUGAGCGGAAUUAUGCAAUGAUGAGGUCGACAUCAAGAAUUGUGUUCAUACAAGCCUAUGUUGAGAGAGCUAUAUCCGAAGCAUGGAAUGUACUUGUCAAUGGGAAAGGAGAAGCGAGAGACAGCUGGACUUUACUGGACCAGGGGGCGAUUCACGUGACAGAGGCUGACACCGGCACGUUAAGUAAACUUGGUGUAAGAAAUGAGUAUGUAAACCUUGUAGCAAAGUAGCAGCAUUUGAGCAGGAUCGGGCGGAUCGAACAGGCCGGACAACCUCUACAGCCAUUUGUCUACCACCGCCAACGAUGUUCUACGGUCCCAAGAGAUGCAUCCCUCGAGGAUUCCUCCCCAUCUCUGCAUUAUUUUUGUUGUUGUUUAUUUACUAAGGUUUCGCUCCGAUCCCCCCAGCCAUCGUGCAGCCCGCUCAGAGUGCGGGAAGACGGUCGCAGUUGAUUUGACCCCUUAACCAGAGAUACCCCUUAGUGGUGGUGGGGCCCUAGUGGCCCUCUCCAGCCUGGACUGGUAGACCCAAUGCCUCUCACAUACUCUCUUCUCUUCUGACGCCUACCUCCUGAUCUCGAUUGAGCUACUGUGGUGGGGACGACUCCACUAUCCUCGCAGGUAA